Molecule: messenger RNA, 1306 nt
Organism: Rosa rugosa (rugosa rose)
Lineage: Eukaryota; Viridiplantae; Streptophyta; Magnoliopsida; Rosales; Rosaceae
Product: beta-glucosidase 13-like
Exons: 6
Coding region: 16-1251 (411 amino acids)
Biological process (GO): carbohydrate metabolic process
Molecular function (GO): beta-glucosidase activity
Source: RefSeq, a predicted model, not a curated record
GAAGAUAUUCAGAUUAUGAAGGACCUCGGAGUAGAUUCUUACCGGUUCUCCAUCUCUUGGAGUAGGAUUUUACCAAAUGGAAGCUUAAGUGGCGGAAUUAACCAGCAGGGUGUUGAUCACUAUAACAGUUUGAUUGACGAAUUGAUAAAAAAUGGUAUCAAACCUUUCGUGACGAUUUUGCACUUUGACUUACCACAAGCUCUGGAAGAGAAAUAUGGUGGUUACUUGAAUCGCUCUUUUGUGAAUGAUUUUAAAGACUACAGUGAACUUUGCUUCAAAUUAUUUGGAGAUAGAGUUAAGAAUUGGUUCACAAUUAAUGAGCCAUCAAUUCCUGCUGUAUACGGGUAUGAAGUCGGGAUUGCCCCACCCGGGAAGUGUUCACUUCAGGAUGAUAUUUGUGUGUUUGGGUCUUCAGAGAAAUGUUUCGUCCCCGUAGGUCCAUGCAAAUUUGGUGGCAAUUCAUCCACAGAUCCUUACAUUGCAGCCCACAACCAGAUUCUUGCUCAUGCCACUGCAGCAAAGCUUUACAAAGAGAAAUACCAAGCACAGCAAAAUGGUGAAAUUGGAAUCGUCCUUGUUUCUAGAUACUAUGUGCCUUUUUCAGAAUCGCAGGAAGAUAAAGCUGCAGCGGAAAGACUCUUCGAGUUCACCCUAGGAUGGUUUAUGGAUCCAUUUGUGUACGGAGAUUACCCAAAGAGUAUGAAAGAGUUGGUGAAAGAAAGACUGCCUACAUUUUCUCCGGAAGAGAAAAUUUUGAUCAAGGGAAGUCUAGAUUUUGUUGGAAUCAAUUACUACAUAUCAACUUAUGCUAGACAUAAGGCACCAUCUAAGGAAUUGCGCUACAGUAAUGAUGUGUCAGCCGAAGAAAUAGGGCAUUGGCCAGAAGGCUUUCAGAAACUGAUGGAGCAUAUAAAGGAAAAGUAUCAAAACCCGAAAAUCUACAUCACCGAAAAUGGACUUAGUACUGAAAGAAAUGAUGCCCUUGGACUUGCUGAUCAAUUGAAGGAUCCGGAAAGAAUUGCGUACAUUGUUCGUCAUUUGUAUCGUCUCAAUAAGGCAAUCAAGAAUGGAGUAAACGUGAAAGGGUACUUCUGCUGGGCGCUAUUCGACGAUUUUGAAUGGGGCAUGGGAUUUCUGGAUAGAUUUGGUCUAUACCAUAUCGAUUUGAUUCACAAUUACAAACGCAUGCCUAAGCUUUCUGCUACAUGGUUCAAAGCUUUCCUUCAAAGCAAUGUGAACCGAACUAGCUAAGUACGUGGUUACAUUGAUUGUGGCAUGUGACUGUAUCAUGUACGUACAUACGUAC